AUGAUAUUCGAACAUGAAGUUGACCAGGAAGAUAAUGCUUUAGAAGAUAGUGGUAAUGAAUAUGGUAUAAAUAAAAAUUAUUUUGGAACUGAGGAGCAGAAGACUAACUAUGUGAAAGAAAAUUUGAGAGAGUGGGCUACUUAUGACGGGAUCAUCUCAAAGAAAAAACUCGAUAAUUUAUUACUAAGAUUAAAUCCAUUUUUCCCAACUUUGCCAAAAACUUACAAGACACUGUUGAGUACACCCAAACAUCUCGAGAUAUUGGAACUUCCUGAUGGAUCAACGUUUUGGUAUAAAGGAAUUGUAAGAAAUUUAGAUGCAAUGUUGUUGGAUGAAUAUCUGGAAAAAUAUGGUAACAUUACUAUUGAUAUUAACAUGGAUGGACUGCCUAUAACAAAAAGUUCACGUAUCGAAUUUUGGCCACAAUUGGGCCGUCUUGUGUAUACAGAUAAUGAGCCAUUUUUAAUUGGUUUGUAUAUUGGUGAAUGGGAUCCAAUUGAUGUGCAUUCUUAUUUGCGUAAUUUUGUGAUUGAAGUUCAGUAUCUUUCAGCACAUGGAUAUAUGCGCAAUUGCAUGGGAUAUCCAUUUAUAUUAUACAAUUUUAUCUUAGAUGCUCGUGCACGGUCUCUUGUAAAAUGUUGUGUGAACCAUAACGGUUACGGUGCAUAUGAGAAAUGUAUUGUUAUUGAAGAAUAUCUCGAUGAUCGUAUGACUUUUUUGGAUCUGGAUGCCACAUUACGUACAGACGAAUCUUUUAAAAAUUAA
Messenger RNA from Trachymyrmex cornetzi, 765 nucleotides. RefSeq lists its product as uncharacterized. The transcript has a single exon. The coding region runs from base 1 to 765 and encodes 254 amino acids. The record is from RefSeq and is a predicted model, not a curated record. NCBI's taxonomy places the organism in Eukaryota, Metazoa, Arthropoda, Insecta, Hymenoptera, Formicidae.